This is a messenger RNA of Crotalus tigris (Tiger rattlesnake), 1654 nucleotides long. RefSeq names its product RuvB like AAA ATPase 2 (gene RUVBL2). Bases 139 to 1527 code for a protein of 462 amino acids. Gene Ontology annotation, biological process: box C/D snoRNP assembly; chromatin remodeling; regulation of transcription by RNA polymerase II. Gene Ontology annotation, cellular component: R2TP complex; Swr1 complex; Ino80 complex. Gene Ontology annotation, molecular function: DNA helicase activity; ATP binding; ATP hydrolysis activity. NCBI's taxonomy places the organism in Eukaryota, Metazoa, Chordata, Lepidosauria, Squamata, Viperidae. The record is from RefSeq and is a predicted model, not a curated record. The transcript has 15 exons.
AUCAUAGAAGCUCGACUGCAAAUUCAUCAAGGCACUUCCUGUUUCCGUCUUUUGCUGCCAGGCCUCCCGUGACUUGGAGAAGGCGGAGCGGGCUGGAGCUUAGAAACGGCGCGAGAGGAGGGUUGCAGGAAUAGCAGCAUGGCAACGGCCGCGGCUACGAAAGUUCCUGAAAUUCGCGAUGUUACCAGGAUUGAACGUAUUGGAGCCCAUUCCCACAUUCGAGGACUUGGCUUGGAUGAUACCUUGGAACCUAGACAGGUAUCCCAGGGCAUGGUAGGACAGUUGGCUGCUCGUCGAGCUGCUGGAGUGAUUUUGGAGAUGAUAAAGGAAGGCAAAAUUGCUGGUCGAGCUGUCUUGAUUGCUGGCCAGCCAGGCACAGGAAAAACAGCCAUUGCCAUGGGCAUGGCCCAGGCACUGGGUCUUGACACUCCUUUUACAGCAAUUUCUGGAAGUGAAAUUUUCUCUUUGGAGAUGAGCAAAACUGAGGCACUAACUCAGGCCUUUCGCCGUUCCAUUGGUGUUCGCAUCAAGGAAGAAACAGAGAUAAUUGAAGGUGAAGUUGUGGAGAUUCAAAUAGAUCGUCCAGCAACUGGAACUGGCGCCAAAGUUGGGAAGCUGACCUUGAAAACUACAGAGAUGGAGACGAUCUAUGAUUUGGGCACCAAGAUGAUAGAGUCACUGACCAAGGAGAAAGUACAAGCUGGGGAUGUCAUUACUAUAGACAAAGCUACAGGAAAGAUUACCAAACUAGGACGUUCCUUCACACGGGCCCGGGAUUAUGAUGCAAUGGGCUCUCAGACAAAGUUUGUGCAAUGCCCUGAUGGAGAGCUGCAAAAACGCAAGGAAGUCGUGCAUACAGUCUCACUACAUGAAAUUGAUGUCAUCAAUAGCCGUACCCAAGGAUUUCUGGCACUUUUUUCUGGUGACACAGGAGAAAUAAAGUCAGAGGUGCGGGAGCAGAUAAAUGCAAAGGUAGCAGAGUGGCGAGAAGAAGGCAAAGCUGAGGUGAUCCCUGGGGUUCUCUUCAUUGAUGAAGUCCAUAUGCUGGAUAUUGAGUGUUUCUCCUUUCUUAAUCGAGCCCUGGAGAGUGACAUGGCACCUGUCCUCAUCAUGGCCACCAAUCGUGGCAUCACUCGAAUUCGUGGCACCAACUAUCAAAGCCCCCAUGGCAUUCCUAUUGACCUGCUGGAUCGUAUGCUGAUUAUUUCAACCUCUCCGUACAGUGAUAAGGAGACCAAGCAAAUAUUGAAAAUCCGGUGUGAAGAGGAAGAUGUUGAGAUGAACGAAGAUGCCUAUACAGUACUAACCCGCAUUGGUUUGGAGACUUCCCUCCGCUAUGCCAUCCAGCUCAUCACAGCAGCCAAUUUGGUGUGUCGCAAAAGAAAGGGCACAGAAGUUCAGGUUGAUGACAUCAAGCGUGUAUAUUCUCUGUUCCUGGAUGAGUCACGCUCCACUCAAUACAUGAAAGAAUAUCAAGAUGCUUUUAUGUUUAAUGAACUCAGAGGGGAGACCAUGGAUACAUCAUGAUAAGGUUUAAAUACCCAGAUCAGACAGAGUGUGAAUUGAUAUUCCUUUUCUGGUUAUUAGUUUUUUGUAAAAAUAAAACUGGAUUUCCUGAAUUUCUGCUUGUUUCAAAUUGGAAAGGCAACAAAAA